Jatropha curcas is the source of this 751-nucleotide messenger RNA. The record is from RefSeq and is a predicted model, not a curated record. Lineage: Eukaryota; Viridiplantae; Streptophyta; Magnoliopsida; Malpighiales; Euphorbiaceae.
UUAAGGAGGGAUCGAAUUGUUGUUGUUCUUGAGCACAAAAUAUAUGUUUAUAGUUUCAUGGAUCUAAAGCUUCUUCACCAGAUUGAGACUCUAACAAAUCCUAGGGGAUUAUGCUGCCUUUCUCACCAAUCAAAUACAUGUGUUUUAGCUUGCCCAGGUCUUCGUCGAGGACAGGUUCGAAUUGAACACUUUGGGCUGAAUGUCAUGAAGUUAAUUAAUGCUCAUGAUUCUCAUCUUGCAUGCAUCACCUUGACAAUGGAUGGCCUUCUUCUUGCAACUGCUAGUACAAGGGGCACUUUGAUUAGAAUUUUCAAUACGAUGGAUGGGUCUGGCUUGCAAGAGGUGCGAAGAGGAGUUGAUCGAGCAGAGAUUUAUGGCAUUGCACUCUCUCAGAAUGUUCAGUGGCUGGCUGUGUCAAGUGACAAAGGUACUGUUCAUAUUUUUAGUCUUAGAGUUCGCAUGGCUGGGGAGGAUUCUUCCUCUCAUCCUAUUCAAGAGGUAUUACCAAAGUAUUUUAGCUCCGAGCGGUCAUUUUCUCAGUUCCACUUGCCAGAAGACAUCCAAUUCAUUGCUGCAUUUGGAUCCCAGAAUACUGUUAUUAUUGUUGGCAUGGAUGGAAGUUUUUACAGGUGCAGCUUUGAUCCUAUUCAUGGAGGGGAGAUGUUGCAGCAGGAAUAUGUCCGUUUCCUGAAAACAGCGAGCAGGCCUAGAUAAAGCUACCAUUUUUCAUGCCCACAACAUAUUAUUUAUC